This is a messenger RNA of Metarhizium brunneum ARSEF 3297, 2820 nucleotides long. RefSeq lists its product as uncharacterized. Gene Ontology annotation, biological process: N-acetylglucosamine catabolic process. Gene Ontology annotation, molecular function: N-acetylglucosamine-6-phosphate deacetylase activity. The record is from RefSeq and is a predicted model, not a curated record. NCBI's taxonomy places the organism in Eukaryota, Fungi, Ascomycota, Sordariomycetes, Hypocreales, Clavicipitaceae.
AUGGACGAAAAAAGUCGCCUUCCUCCCUACGCGCCGUACUCGCCCCCGCAGGCCUCGGCCGAGUCGCACCUUCCUCUUGGCAACAAUGGCUGCCGGGCUCGGCGCCGACGCGGCCUUCGUCGCAGCAGAGCCAUCAAGUUUUUCGCUCUCGCAUGCUUGUCGCUCCUUGUCCUGGCGCAGUGGAAGCAGAUCCGGCGCUCCAACCGCCAUUCCGUCAAGCUCUCUGCCGAAAAGCUGAACGAGAAUCUGGCCACGUGCAAGACGCUGCGGCACAAGCCGCGGGACCCCAUAGGCUCGGGUCGCGACAAGAGCGCAAGGUUCGUCGACGGCGGCAAGCCCACGCUCAUCCAGAAUGCUACUAUUUGGAUCGGCGAGCCUGUCGAGGGCACCAGCAACGAGGAUGCCCGGGCGGGUAAGGGCUGGGGGUGGACCAAGGGUGACGUCUACUUGGAGUACGGCCUCAUCAAAAAGGUCGAGCGGCAUAUCUCGCUGGGCUCGCUGCCUCGGGAUACUCAGUUUUACAAUGCAGAGGGUCGACUACUCACAAGUGGCAUCAUUGACAUGCACAGCCAUGCGGGCGUCUACUCCAUGCCUGGGCUGCGCGGCAACUCUGAUGGCAAUGAGUUCUCCAGCCCCGUUACGCCCUGGACCCGUGCCAUCGACGGGCUCUACGUCUUUGACCCCCAGAUCGAGGUGAUCAAAUCCGGGGGUGUGACCACUUCGCUCAUCUUGCCGGGAUCGAGCAACAAUAUUGGUGGCGAGGCUUAUUUGAUCAAACAUGCCGUUGGCAAAAAGGAGGGCCGCAACGAGUUCAGUGCGGCAGACAUGCUGGCCGACCCUGAGCGUCACUGGCGUUACAUGAAGAUGGCAUGUGGUGAGAAUCCGAAGCAGUCAUUCUCCUCCGGUGGCCGCAUGACAAGCCGCUUGGGCGAAAGCUUCGAGUUCCGCCGCGCAUUUGAGAAGGCGCGCGACUUGGUCCAAAGGCAGGAUGACUGGUGCGACAAGGCAGACGCUGUGGGCGUUGACAACAUGGAUAGCUAUCUCCCGGAAGAGCUUGCGUGGGAGUCUCUGGGCGCUGCGAUGCGCGGCCAAGUUCACAUCAACACUCAUUGCUAUACUGUGCCCGAUUUGGAAGCCAUGGUCGACCAUACCAAUGAGUUCAAAUUUGCUAUCUUGAAGCGCACCUGGGGUGGCCGACCGCCUGCUUCGGCCCUCUUCGCCGACAACAUGUACUACAAGAUGGAGGCAUAUGUUGGCUCCGAGUUUGCCGGCAAGAUCUUGUACCAAGAGGGACUGACACCCGUGUACGUGAGCGACAAUCCCGUUCUCAAUGCGCAGCACGUCCUCUUUGAAGCCGCCAAGGCCUACCACUACGGGUUGCCGUAUCACGCUGCUCUCGCCAGUGUCACAACUGCCCCGGCGGAUGAAUUGGGCAUGGGCCAGCGCUUGGGCAAAGUCAAGCCUGGAUACGAUGCCGACGUCGUGGUCUGGGACAGCGACCCUCUCAGCGUCGGAGCCACGCCCGUGCAAGUUUGGAUUGAUGGUACCGCCCAGUUUACGGCGCCUGUGUACCUAGACAAGCCGAUCCAAGGCCCCAUUGGCCCUGAUGCCACUCUCGCCGACAUUGUGUCUGAGCCGACGCAGGUCGCUGAUGCUCUGUUCAAAGGGGUCACCAAGGUUCUCCUCUCCGGCGACGACGCGUAUAAUACCGGCGGCGAAGCAUCCAAUGUCGCCGUAUCCGAGGGAAAGAUCACCUGCAUCGGGACUUGCACGUCUGAAUUCGAAGCCGCCACCGCUGCCGGCGUAAAGGUUGUCCAGCUCAACAACGGCUACCUCACUCACUCCUUCACCGGCGUCGGCGGCACCAUUGGGCUCAACGCCAUCGAUGCCGAAGACUCGACAGACAACGGCGACACCAAAGAAAAGUUCACCCGUGCCGUCGACGGCCUCCAGCUUGAUAACAAGAAGCUUCGUGUCGGCGCAAGAUAUGGCGUGACCCGGGCCAUUUCCGCACCCAAGUUUAACGGUCUGAAGACGCACCACGGCACCAGCGUCGGCUUUACGACUUCUGCGCUCACAAGCCUCGAAAAGGGCGCCGUGUUUGCAGAGGACGCCGCCGUUCACUACACCCUGGACCUGAAUGCCCGCACGGACGGCAAGAGCUACAGCGAAGCCUUUGGCGCGCUGCGCAAGAAGCUCCUGGACGCGGGCAAGUCUGACGAGGAGCCCGAGGCAUACUCCGAGGCGGCGUACCUGAAGAGGGUCGUUUCCGGCAACCUCGUUCUCGCGCUGACCAUCAACUCUGCCGACGGAAUUGCCUCUGCUCUCCGCAUCAAGUCCGAGGUCGAGGGGGCGCUCAAGUCCAAGAUCAACAUGGCCGUCAUGGGCGGCGCAGAGUCCUAUCUCGUGGCCGCAGAACUGGCCGCGGCGUCUGUCGGCGUCAUCCUCCAGCCUCUGCAGCCCAUGCCCCAGACGUGGGACCAGAGACGCGCGCUCUCCGGCGCGCCGCUUACCAAUGGAACGGCGGCGGAUUGGCUCGUGACGGCCGGCGUCACGGUCGCCGUGGGCUUGCCGGAGGACUGGUACGUGCGUGACCUGGGCUUUGAAGCAGGCACCGCAUAUAGAAACGGCAACGGGAGGUUUACGGAGAAGUCGGCGCUGGACCUGGUGAGCCGGAAUAUCUACAAGAUCCUGGGCGUCAGGGUGGACGAGGACGAGGACAAGGGCCACUUUAUGAUUAGCGAGGGCAGUCCGUUGGAGAUUGGGUCGAGGAUUCGAGCGGUGGCGGCCGGCAACGGCAGGGUCUCGGUGUUUGUAUAG